AUGGCCAACGGACAUGUCCCAGAACCCCUGGAUGCUUCUGGGUCAUCCACUCCGAUAAAUGGAGACACAGACACUACAAACACCCCAGACAUCUUCAAUGCCAGCUCCGUCGCAGAAAUCAAAGCCACUCUGUCCCACCUCCACACCCAAGAAGCCUCCGUAACCGCCCGCCUCGAUGCCCUAGUAACAUCCCAGAAAGACCUCUCCAGGGAGCUGGGUCGGUUGGAUCUGAUGCGCGCCAACAUUGGGUCCCACGCCAGCACAACCCGAUCCAUCAGCCAUGGCAUGCUCUCCGAGGCCGCUGGCACCGCCGACCGGAUCUCCAGUGCUGUCCGUCGCCUGGACCUGGAACAAGCUCGAGUGAAAGCUACACUAGAAGUUGUGGAGCAGGUGGCAGAGCUCAAGGCAUGUGCAUUGGGCGUGUCGGGGUCUAUGGGCGCACCUCAGGAUUGGGAGAAGGCGGCUACCUACCUCCACCGUGCAGCGCAAAUUCCAGACACUGUUUUGAAUGGAGCCUUUGCAGCUGAAAUGGUCCCUACUGCCGACGUGCCUGAUCCUCCAAGCGUGACCCUAGACAAUGCGGCAGAGUCACUGUGUGGUCUGUUUUUGCGUGAAUUUGAGAAGGCCGUGAAGGAAAAUGACGGGGCCAAAAUCACCCGCUUCUUCAAACUGUUUCCUCUUAUUGGCCGAUCCGAGGUUGGACUCGACCUUUAUGGCCGGUAUGUUUGCCAAGGUGUGGCAGCGAAAGCUCGCGCCAAUCUCAACGGGGCUGCUGGCGGUGCUCAGGCCAAAGAUGGCUUCUUUUAUGCCAAUGCUCUUACAAAGUUGUUCGAACAUAUUGCACAGAUUAUCGAUGGUCAUGGAGGACUCGUUGAACAUCACUAUGGACUACGGAAGAUGGGACCCGUUAUUGAACGUCUCCAAAUUGAAGCUGAUGUACAGGGCGGGAUCAUCCUUGAUACGUGGGGUGAUGAGCGUCACGUCGACCGCAAACUGAUGGAUAUCAAAUUCUAUGCUUUCACAUUCUUGGUUCAGAGCUUCCUGCCCACUCAGCGACCCGGCCAACCUCACUCCCAGUCAGCUGCUGCGGGGGCCGGCGCAACUGAGGAAGAGGGAGUGGACAUGAAAGAGAUUGAUGGCAUUUUGAAUGAAAUGGCCAUCAUGCUAGGCCGCUGGUCGCUGUACUGUCGCUUCUUGACUGAUACUUGCAAUGUUAGUAUAUCAUUCUGCUCCAUUUGCUCAAAUCUAACCAUAUCGCAGACUUCGGAUGAUGACGACGAGAAGAGAUUUGCACUCCCAGGCUUCCUCCAGGAGUCACCCCUGACGCAUAAGAUCAACGACCGUCUAGUUUCGCCCUUCAAUGCUAUGACAACGUUCUUCUUCCGGCGCUCUGUCGAAAAGGCGUUCCAAUUGGACGAGUCCCCUUCAGGUCUUACCCUGAACAUGCAACGACCACUGAAAGCCGACCCACCUCACAUCACAUCAGCCGUCGACGACAUCAUGUACAUCGUCAACAAAGUCAUCCAACAAACCAUCUCAACUUCACAAGAAGCGGUGGUGACUAAUGUCGUCCCAACCAUCUCCCGGGUUCUGGGCUCAGACUUCAUAGGCAUGACCCAGCGCAAGAUGCGUGACGAAUGCUAUCCACGCGCCAUCCAAGGAGGCCAACCCCCGGAACAAACCACAAUCGCCUUCCUUGUCCAGAUCAACAACCUAGACAUAGCAAUCGACUACAUUCGCCGCAUCGUCCAAAACAACACCGGCUCCAAGUCUCUCCCAGACCAACCCGGCGAACCAACCCCCCACCUCCUCAACAUAUUCCCCUCCCCAAGCUCGGCAACAAAAGUCUACGCAACUCUGCACUCCCUCGCCACAAGCUUCGAAAGCAAAAUCACCGAACUCCUCAACGACGGCAUCCAGGUCAUCUUCAACAAUGUCAUCAAACCACGUCUGCGCCCAGUCCUUGCAGACGUCUUCCGCGAUAUCGAAUACACCCCGGAACCAACAGCUGACUUCGACGACCGCGAGCUCGUCAAACCCCGUUUCACAACCUCCUGGAGCGAACUCAUGACCCCACACGCCCGCAUCCUGACCCCAACGGCCUUCGACCGCGUUCUCGGCGUGACGGUCUCGUAUCUGUCCCGCCUGCUGGAGAAGAGGUUGUACUCAUACCAUUCCCGUAUCAAUGCUCUUGGCGCAGCUAGGCUGGAGCGCGAUAUUGCGGGUCUGGUCGGUGCUGCGGUUGAGGUUGGAUAUGUGGCUGGUGCGCCAGGGCGGUAUAAACACCGUGAAGUAUUCGCUCGGGUUGUGCAGAUGACGCUUGUUAUGAGUAUGGAUGAGGAUGAGUGGGAUGAGGUGAGGAGGGGCGGGGAAGCUGCGGAGGUUGUUGAAAAGUUGAGUCGGGAGGAGUUGAUCAGGGUUCGUGGUAUGGUGAGGAGGUGA
Molecule: messenger RNA, 2442 nt
Organism: Penicillium salamii
Lineage: Eukaryota; Fungi; Ascomycota; Eurotiomycetes; Eurotiales; Aspergillaceae
Source: the annotation of a GenBank genome assembly